CAAAUAAAAAAUAAAGUCAAAGUCAAACUGAUGUGAUGUCAUGUCAUGAAGCUUUACGUAGAAUAUUAAAAUCUCGGAGGUUAUUUAUGCGGUCAAGCAUAUUUUUACUAAAAUACUAAAUCGAAAGCUUUUCUUAUUCCAUGUUAUCACAUAUUUUGAAAAGAAAUAUGUCUCAGAGUAUUACUUUAAAAUUAAUUAACAAUGCCGAAGUAGCUGACAAAAAAAUAGUUGAUUUACGAUACAAGCUUGAGGAGGUGAAGAAAAUCAAAAUACAAGAAAAAAUUAAAGAUCUCACUCGAGAAAAUGAAGUUUUAUCAGUUAAAGUACAGCAAGCCCGAAAUGAACUUAUCAGACUUGAAACUCUUAACGGUAAAAAACAAUACCCAAUUCCUGGUAAGAUUAUUACAAAUACAGUUGAUACAUCACCUUUGAAAAUUGAAGUUAAUGAAGAAAAAGUUCAGAAACAGAGCAAGAAGAAAGAAAAAGAGCCAGUUAAAAAAAUAAAGGAAAAAUCAAAUGAAACUAUUAGUGAUGUAGUGGAUAUACGAAAACUAGACUUUAGAAUUGGGAAAAUUAUAGAAAUAAAUAAACAUCCAGAUGCAGAUACUCUCUAUGUAGAGAAAAUAGAUUGUGGUGAAGAAAGUCCAAGGACAGUUGUAUCUGGUUUAGUCAAUCAUGUACCCAUAGAGGAAAUGCAGAACCGAGUUGUCAUGGUUCUUUGUAACUUGAAGCCAGUUAAGAUGCGAGGCAUAAUUUCAGAGGCUAUGGUUAUGUGUGCUUCAUCUCCAGAUAAAGUUGAAGUAUUAAUACCACCAAGUACAGCAAUUCCAGGAGACCUUGUCACUUGUGAAGGAUAUCCUAGAGAGCCAGAAGUCCAACUGAAUCCAAAGAAAAAGAUUUUUGAAACUUGUGUGCCAGAUCUAAAAACUAAUAAUGAAAAAGUUGCCUGUUAUAAGGAUAGUCCAUUAAUUGUUGCUGGAAAGGGAGUAAUUGUAGCUUCAACACUAAAAGGUGUUAGUGUUAAAUAAUGAUAGUAAGGUUAUCAUGAAAUAAAAAUAUUAAAAUUAA
Galleria mellonella (greater wax moth) is the source of this 1068-nucleotide messenger RNA. RefSeq names its product aminoacyl tRNA synthase complex-interacting multifunctional protein 1 (gene AIMP1). The transcript has 3 exons. The record is from RefSeq and is a predicted model, not a curated record. NCBI's taxonomy places the organism in Eukaryota, Metazoa, Arthropoda, Insecta, Lepidoptera, Pyralidae. Gene Ontology annotation, molecular function: tRNA binding. Bases 141 to 1028 code for a protein of 295 amino acids.